Salvia hispanica is the source of this 1404-nucleotide messenger RNA. RefSeq lists its product as uncharacterized. Lineage: Eukaryota; Viridiplantae; Streptophyta; Magnoliopsida; Lamiales; Lamiaceae. The record is from RefSeq and is a predicted model, not a curated record.
GUGUGUGAGAGAGAGUGAGAGAGAGAGAGGUGCUUUUGUAUGGGGUCUUGAAUAAUGGAUCAAUUUGUUCAAGUAGAAAAUCGUGAAAUGUAUGAUUUUUGAGGGAAGGAUUGGUUUAUUUAGCUGGUUAUUCAUGUUCCUCUUGAGUUUAAUUUUGGUGGGCAGAUGAAAAAUGGGGAUAUUUUUUUGAAGCUAAAAAAUGAGUUAAAUUGCUCAAGAUUGGGUGUGUUUAUUUCUGUCUGUGGAGUUUGCCUUUUUCUGGAAUAUAGGGCCAGCAUGAGGAAUAAAUAGAUUUUUCGAAUAAGAACUGUAGGCACUUUUUUCUUGAGAGUUUUGGGUUUACUAUUUCAGUUAAUAAUUUAAUGUGUUACUUCUGUUGUUCCUUUUGUGGUAUGGAAUCUUACUUUUGCUUCUCUAUUAAGCAAGCAACAAUAGUGUGUGCCAACAGAAAGUUUUGGCUUGUCUCUUUCUUUUGCAUCAUGCUUUGCUAGGUUGAAGGAUAGUUUGGUUUAGUACUACAUGGAAGUCUCUCGAUUGUUUUCCAUUAUCUAUCCAUGAGAAGGCAUUUGUGAAUGGGAUCGAGUGUGAUUAGAAAACGUUGGCAAUUAUGUAUGAUGGGUGCUUGCUUGUAGAGAUAAAAACUUGUGCCGAAAGGCCUCUUCUUUCUCUCUCGUGGUUUUAUAGGAAGUACUUUGAAGCAUUCUUCAGACUGAUUAUGGAAAAAUUGAAGAAUAAGUAUAGAGAAUUUUUCCUUAGCAGAGGUUGUCUUGGAUGUUGUACCAAGCCACCACUUGUAAUUUCUGUGGAUGAGCCAUCUAAGGGGCUCAAGAUUCAAGGCCAGCGCGUGAAGAAACAUAGUUUAACAGAGGACUUUUGGAGCCCCAGUUCGGGUGAUAUGGAUAAUAGUGCCUUUCCAUCUUAUAGAAGUGUCUCGUCAAUCAGCACUUCAAACCAAACACUAGAUACUAACAGUAGCACUGGUGGCACAAGCAGCUCCUCCGAAUUCGUAAAUCAUGGACUUCUUCUGUGGAAUCAAACGAGGCAGCAGUGGGUAGGAAACAAAGGACCCCAGGAACCAGGACAAGCGCAAGAGCCUAAAUUGAGUUUCAACGCUACGUAUGAGAGUUUGCUGGGGACCAACAAGCCAUUCCCCCAACCCAUCCCAUUGCCGGAAAUGGUUGAUUUCCUAGUUGACGUUUGGGAGCAAGAAGGGCUUUAUGAUUGAUGACUAGUGCCAAUUGAGAUGGUAUUAAUAUGUGUCUGUGUGUUAUCCAAAGCUAUAAAACAUAAGUUGUUUCCUCUUUGGUCUAUAAAGCUCCCAACUUUGCCAUAAGUUUGUAAUUAGCUUGUUUUCUUUUCCCAUGUUAUUGAUAUUCACUUUAAAAACACAACCUCUCCUCUCUA